Molecule: messenger RNA, 8361 nt
Organism: Diachasmimorpha longicaudata
Lineage: Eukaryota; Metazoa; Arthropoda; Insecta; Hymenoptera; Braconidae
Gene: Nmdar2
Product: NMDA receptor 2
Exons: 19
Coding region: 1030-4410 (1126 amino acids)
Biological process (GO): monoatomic ion transport
Cellular component (GO): plasma membrane
Molecular function (GO): NMDA glutamate receptor activity
Source: RefSeq, a predicted model, not a curated record
GUUGUCUUCUCAGUUGGGUUUGGUGCGCGAGCCGUGCGAUCUACUGAAAUCCUAGUAUUUUCAUCUCGCCUAGACUUUAAUCGAAGUGCAUCGGUAAUUAUCUUCAGUAAAAAAACCUACCCCCGUUUUUCCCCCAUCGGUUACUCUCAAGAGUCCUAGACGUGACUAAACAAUGUGCGGUAUACUGACACUAAAAAUUCUCUCUCGUUUGUUCGCAUCUUUGGAUUUUUACGAUGUUUUUAAUAAAUAAUUUUCUCGGAUAAUAAUUACAAUGUUAAAAAUAAUUUCGUGAAUCCUCAUCGUCUCGACGGAAUAUCCAGGCGAAUUAUCUCUGGAGGGGCGAGCGGAUACCCCAGGUGUUGGCAAAGCCGAAUGGAAAAACUAUCUCCCUCGAGCCGACAAGACCCAGUAACUCAGGAAUGCGUUAACAGCGAGGAAGAAGAGAAUUGACUACAGGAGAAUGGAAUUUCGUUGAAGGAACUCUCGCGCAAGUGUUAUCUUCCAUUUCGAGAAUCGAGUUGGAAUUUCUGUGACAGGAGAGACAUGACAUUCGGAGAAUGAAAAUCGAUGGAGAAGAUGCCAAGAUUGAGUUGAGGCAUGUCUUUUUGAAGUUUUUUCCCCGUGGAAUUGAUUAUAACAAUUUUUUUUAAUACCUUUUCCUUAUCAAUGUGGUCUAUGGAGCCAAAAUCCACACAAUUAUUCACAUGUAAUGAUUAUCAUAUAACAGAUUGUAUUAUUUUGACUUAGAGAUCAACGUCGUGUGAUUGAUCUCAUCCUCACAACAAAAAUUGAAUUCUAAGAACAUAUUAAAGUUUCUUUCAUCAAUGCGAUUAAUUUCCCAAAAGUAAAUUUAUCCAACUCGCACAUUAAAUACUCUCACAUGGAGCAUGUAAUUUUCACGCCUAUAAAUUUUUUUCUCUUGGUGUGGAAGUAAUAGACUCUCUCGAAAAAAGGGACACAGAUGUUUUUGUAAAAGCAUCAUUUCCUUGAGGAUAAAACCGAAAAUAGAUGACAUAAACUAGCCGAACAAUGAAGCUGUCGAUUUCGUGUAUCGUGAGUUUGGUGAUAGUGUUUGGUAAACCAGAUUGGGGGCUGGGAUGGUUCGGUGGGAGGGAUGUGGUGCGGGGUGAGAGCACUAUUAAGAUAGGGACCAGUGAACGAGGUACACUGUCAAGGGGUUUGAACAUUGGUAAUCGUCGGGGGGAGUCCAGAGGCUCGGGGGUUCGUCUCGGUGAGAACAGAGGCUUGAACAUAACACGACAGAAGGCACAUGUAUCGACUACCUCAUCCACGACAGCUGAACCACAUCUUACUCAGGCACCGCAUGCAGCUGGUGCUGCCAACCAAAAAAUUACCUAUCUACAGGUGGGCAUGGCUGUACCAUACAAGGCAUUCGGCACUCGUGAGUAUACGAAAGCAGCUACUACGGCAAUCAGCGUGCUUCAACGAAGUACAAGAGGACCAAAACUAGGACUAUUUAGCCAUUAUGACAUCCAUGUUCAUAUAACCAUGAGUGAGCUCACACCGAGUCCAACUGCCAUUCUCGACUCUUUAUGCAAAGAAUUUCUCACUGUGAACGUAUCAGCAAUUAUCUAUUUGAUGAACUAUGAACAGUAUGGAAGGAGUACAGCUAGUGCUCAAUAUUUCCUUCAGCUAGCUGGGUACCUCGGCAUUCCCGUGAUAGCGUGGAAUGCUGAUAAUUCCGGCCUGGAGAGGCGAGCCUCCCAGAGCUCCCUUCAGCUGCAGCUGGCGCCAUCGUUGGAACACCAAACUGCAGCAAUGCUGAGUAUACUCGAGCGAUACAAAUGGCACCAAUUCAGUAUUGUAACAUCACAAAUUGCUGGACACGAUGAUUUUAUUCAGGCUGUCAGAGAGAGAAUAUCCGACAUGCAGGACACAUUCAAAUUUACAAUAUUGAAUGCUGUUUUGGUGACGAAGCCCAAUGAUCUGAUGGAAUUGGUGAGCAGUGAGUCGAGGGUUAUGCUGCUAUACGCUACUAGGGAGGAGGCAAUACAUAUCCUGACAGCUGCCAGGGAUCUCAAGCUCACGGGCGAGAAUUAUGUCUGGGUUGUCACCCAGAGUGUCAUCGAGAAUCUUCAAACGCCCAAUCAAUUUCCGGUUGGAAUGUUAGGAGUCCACUUCGAUACCAGCAGCACAAGUCUGGUGAAUGAGAUCGCAACGGCGAUAAAAGUGUAUGCCUACGGGGUCGAGGACUUUGUGAACGAUCCUAGGAAUGCUCACCACAGCCUCAACACGGCACUUAGCUGCGAGGGAUUGGGGGAGUCGAGGUGGAACACUGGUGAUCGAUUUUUCAAAUAUCUGAAGAAUGUCUCAGUCGAGGGCGACCAGGGUAAACCGAAUAUUGAAUUCACUCAGGAUGGAGUUUUGAAGGCAGCCGAGCUAAAGAUUAUGAACCUACGUCCUGGGGUUAGUAAACAGCUCGUGUGGGAGGAGAUUGGUGUGUGGAAGUCAUGGCAGAAAGAAGGACUCGACAUAAAGGACAUCGUUUGGCCAGGAAAUUCGCACACACCGCCACAGGGUGUCCCCGAGAAAUUUCACUUGAAAAUAACGUUCCUGGAGGAGCCACCGUACAUCAACCUGGCCCCACCCGAUCCCGUCAGUGGCAAAUGCCUGAUAGAUCGAGGGGUUCAUUGUCGGGUCGCCAAGGAAGCUGACAUGGCUGAAAUGGAUAUCCAAUCAGCCCAGCGAAAUGAAAGCGUUUACCAGUGCUGCAGUGGAUUCUGCAUUGAUCUACUCCAAAGAUUCUCCCAGGCAAUUGGAUUCACGUAUGAGCUCGUCAGGGUCGAGGACGGUAAAUGGGGAACGUUGGAGAAUGGAAAAUGGAACGGUCUGAUUGCCGAUCUUGUGAAUCGUAAAACCGACAUGGUGCUCACGUCUCUCAUGAUAAAUUCCGAGAGAGAAGCAGUAGUUGACUUUACUGUGCCUUACAUGGAGACUGGAAUUGCCAUUGUCGUAGCCAAGCGAACGGGUAUCAUCUCGCCUACUGCGUUUCUAGAGCCUUUUGACACUGCUUCGUGGAUGUUGGUGGGUAUCGUUGGAAUUCAUGCUGCCACUUUUAUGAUUUUUCUGUUCGAGUGGCUGUCACCAUCAGGCUUCAAUAUGAAGGCAAAUCCUUCCCCGAAUCAUCGUUUCUCCCUUUCGAGAACAUACUGGUUAGUCUGGGCAGUGCUAUUUCAAGCUGCUGUACAUAUUGACUCACCACGUGCAUUCACAGCCAGAUUCAUGACCAACGUCUGGGCCAUGUUCGCUGUCGUGUUUCUCGCCAUUUACACUGCCAACUUGGCGGCCUUCAUGAUAACGAGGGAGGAGUUUCACGAUUUUAGUGGUGUUGAUGACCCACGUCUAGCAAAGCCGUGGAGCCACAAGCCAAUGUUCAAAUUUGGUACGACACCUUGGAGUCACACAGACAGUACAUUAGCCAAGUACUUCAAGGAAAUGCACAUGUACAUGGAGCCAUUCAAUAAGAGCAAUGUAUUUGAGGGUAUUGAUGCUGUUAUCAGCGGAGAUCUGGACGCGUUCUUCUACGAUGGAACAGUCUUGGACUAUUUGGUAACUCAAGAUGAAGACUGCCGAUUGUUAACCGUUGGCUCUUGGUACGCAAUGACUGGUUAUGGCCUUGCAUUCUCCAGGAAUUCUAAAUACGUCGAAAUGUUCAACAAACGACUGCUUGACUAUCGAGAAAAUGGGGAUCUAGAACGACUGAGAAGAUACUGGAUGACGGGUUCAUGCAAACCAGGAAAGGAGGUACAAAAAAGCAGUGAUCCACUGGCACUUGAGCAAUUCUUGAGUGCGUUUUUACUGCUAAUGGCAGGAAUACUUCUCGCAGCUUUUCUACUGUUCCUUGAGCAUCUCUACUUCAAGUACAUUCGACAUCAUCUCGCGAGGAGUGAUCGCGGAGGAUGCUGUGCUCUGAUCAGUUUGAGCAUGGGUAAAUCCUUGACAUUUCGUGGUGCUGUAUUCGAAGCGCAGGACAUUAUCCGUCAGCACAGGUGUCAUGAUCCAAUAUGCGAUACGCACUUGUGGAAAGUCAAACACGAAUUGGAUAUGGCAAGGAUAAGGAUACGACAGCUGGAGAAAGACCUCGAGGCGCAUGGCAUAAAACCCAGCCAGCCCAGGAGAAGGCCGGAGAAACUAGGAUGGUGGCGUGGCUGCCUGCAGCCAGCGAUACCACCUCACAUAGAAAGACUCGCUGUUGAAGCACCUCAUCCCCUUCCACCGUAUUUCGAUUCAUACUUGGACGCAGUCGAGGUGUCACGGCCUAGGGAUAUGACAAGAACUAUGGUAGCCAGCACUGAAUUCGCGGAGGGAUUUUUGCCUACAGAAAUUUACAGACUUCCCGAGGACGACUCUACACGAACAGAGAUCGCGGAAAUCGAGACAGUUCUGUGAUGAAAGGGAAUAGCCGGAUGUGAAUUAUACGUGUGAACCAGCUUUGAGUGUUGUUGCCUUCAAGCAUCAUUAAGUGUUGGAAUAAAACAAUACAAAAUAAAUGGAAUGACCAUUCACUGCAUGAAAAAUAAUUCAAUAGUCAAGAUGGUACUCCGUCGCUACGGAAAAGCAACAGAAAAUGGAGAGUAUGAACUCACAUUGAGACGAGAAUAUCAGCUGGAAUUGAGGAGAAAUAGCUCCGCCCAAUAUUUUUUAUUAUCCUUCAGUGCCUCCGAUUCAAGUCAUUUCGAUAUUUGCGUGACGUUUAAAUGAACUCUCUUUAAUUUGUUUUACGUUUGACUAAUUUUACUUAAAUGUGUAGUCCUACGCAUUUCACCUGGCGAUAAUUCUAUUUUUGUUUACCUUCGAGAACAAAUUGAACCUAAAACGGAAUUUUUAUAAAAUGCAGUAAUUCUUGUUUAAAGAGAACGCAUAAAUCGUCUUAAUUUAACGUCGUUUUCAAUUAAGUGUGGACAUCCGCAUUAAUGAAAUCCACGUUUCUCGAUUUUUUCUUUCAUCUUAUUCAGGCACUUGAUUUUUGGCCUUUUGAGGAUAAUUGUGUGCAAUGUUAUCAAUAUAAUCAGUAUCACAAAUGCACAAAUGCAAGCGCAGUGUCGGAUACUGGAGACAAAAAAAACAAGAGAAAUUUCAAUAAAACAUUUUACGAAAUUUCUGUGAAUGUGGAGGAAGUUAAGCGUUACGGGUGCACCCCUUCCCUCCCUCCCUUCCUCAAACAAUUUCUAUCGUAGAGUAAUCAUCCAAAAUAUUUCACAACACCUAGCCAUCUGUGAAUAAUCAAAAUCUCGCCCCACCCUGCUAAUUCGACGUCGACUAAUUCAUACAUGAAAAAUAAUUCUAUGUACCAUGGUCAACAGAAUAUUAAGAAUCUAUGUCGAUUAAAGUCUAGCAUAAAUGCAGUGAAUACAUGUUUCAAAAUAUAUAGAUAUGCGGCGAUAGGAGUAUGUUAAAAAACAUAGAUAAUGGAUUUUAAAAAAUACAUACUAUAUUCUAAAGACGAAGCGAAUGACGGAAAACUCAUUAAAACACAUGCUCAACAAAAAAGAAUCUGUAAUUUUUUUUCAUAAUUUAUAUAUUCUGAGAAAAAAAUUAAAUGUAUAUUCUGUACCACGAGUCAUUGAGUUACGCUGUAAUCAAAGCUUAUCAGCUGCCAAUACGUACCUCCCGUUAUUAUGUAUUUGUACUCUGAGAAUUUUUUUACGAGUAUUUAAUAUCAAGAGAAAGAAACUAAAUCGAGGGGCUAUGCACAUGAUAGACUCACUGGAACCACUGAAGUCAGUGUUCUCACUCAACCCACAACAUUACGGUCAUUAUAAUAAUUCGGAAUGAAUUUUUAGAUGGCAAUUAGCACGUUCAAUUUCAUCCAUAGCAAUUAUCAUAUCUACUUUCUCUCUAUAUGGACAUGGAGAGUUAUUCUCUCCUCUAUAAUUAUUCAAUUUUAUCUAUGACAAUCCAUCAUCGACUCAUCACUGCAUGUUUGGACCAAUGAAGCGGUUUCAUAAAUCAACAAAAAUGAUAAUUACAGGAAAAUUUAACGCGUCGUUUUCUCCUAAAGCUCCCCCUCAACAACUAAUUACUCUACUCCGUCUUAUUUUCAUUGUUCAUCGUGCGCUAUCAUGACCACAUGUUGAAAUAAUUUAUGUUUCCGUCCGAAACUCAAGUCUUCGUUACUCAAUUCACAUAUAUUCUAGCUAUUCAAGUCCCUAUGUAUCAUUCACGGAUGAUCAAGAACAUAAUCAUGAUAUCAUUCAUUUAAAAUAGCCCCUCAAAAAAAAACUACAUAUAAAAUCAAAAUGAUUUGCGUUAUGAGAAAUGAAUAUCGUGAGAAUCGAAAUUAAUUUCUAGAGUUAAGAUUAUGAAUAUCGCCUUCAAUGGCUGCGUGUAAGAUAUGCUUCGCUAUGUACCCAAAAUUGUGAGUGAAUCAGUAAUGGGGGCAUUCAAAUAUAAGCGUCAAGCAACUGGCGGGUGGUAAUUACGCUUGAGAUUAAUUUUUGAAUGCUUUCCUAAUAGACUGGGGACUACGUAAUGAAAUAAUAACAAGGCAAUUUUUAAUCCUCUUUUGUCAUAAAUAAAAUUAACUCCCUUCUUGGAUGCUUUUAUUAAUCACCACGCAUAUUAAAACCUUAACGAUGUCAAGAUCCCUCAUUAGGGGUAAACAUAACGAGCAGAAAUUAUUAAUUAUUUACCAAAAUAUUGACAAUCCCCCCGAAAUUACUCAUCAGAUAAUUCAACAUUCAGAAAACUGUUAAUAGUUAACUUGUUCCAUUCCAUUACGUAUCACCAUAAUAUUAUUACUGAAACGAGUCCCGCGCCGCGAAGAGUUUUGAAUAUAUUGUUGAUGAAGAUGAUAAUGAGAAGCUGUUGUUAUUGUUGUUACUGUUAAAGAUAAAGGACGGAUUUAAUCGUUAGCUCUGUGAAUGACACAGAAAUUGAAAUAUUCGUCUCCUCCAUGUCUAACUACUGACUACACCUUCCUAGCUCACUUCUAAGUCGGGUUUCCAUUACCGCUCGUACCAGGACUGAUUUCUCAUUUCAAUUUUUGAUUUAUAUUCAUCCGUUGGCAUUAUUUUACUACUUCACCACUGAAUUGAAGUUUGAAAAACAACGGAAAUUCAUUCGAAAGUGAAGUUUUUCCUCACUGUAUUGUUUUACUUCUUAAUUAAUCUAGAAUUUCAUUUCUCUCAUGAAUUAAUACACGAAGAAAUUUUCUGUUAGUACAUGGUACAUUUUUUCAAUUCCUCAAAGUUAUACGGUUGGAAACGCUUUUUCGUUAACCCGAGAUAAAAUUGAAUUGACAGAUUGAAACUGAGGACAACGAAACAACAGAAUGUAGUCAAUCACUCAUAUGUUCAUCAGGGCAUGUAGUUUUUUACUCUGAAAAAAUUAUCUGUCUCCUACUGUAAUCAUAUACUAUAAUUCAGAACUGGAGAGGUAGAAUGAGAUAACAGAUUCUUUAAGAGUUCGAUAGUAAAUUAAAAAUACAAAUGCGCGUUCCUGUAAAUCGUUUCCGUUUAAAAAUUCUCCAUAAGGACAGGAAAUGGCAUUACUUUAGAAAAUAAUGAUAAUUUUGUAUUGAACCUUGGACAAUUCGUCAACUAAAUCACUUCUGAUUGGAUUAAGUAAAAAAAUAUCACAAAGUAUCGAUUUCUUAAUUGAUUCCAUAUUUUGUUUGAUGUUUUCCACGAGAAAGCAACCAUUAACAAAAACCCAAAAAUGUGAUUGCAUAAGAACUUAUAAAUGACACAAAAACGUAUCUUUCUUAUACCUCAUUCCACCUCUUCAGUACUGAAUUGUCUAACAUAGAUAGAUAUGCAAUGAAUAUUAACUACUGAACCUUUUGUAUUGUAUAAUAAUUCCAAACUAUUGACAAAAAGAAAUCAAAACUCAGAAAACUGUCCAAUCACUAGAUGAGAAUAAUGAAAAAUCAUAACACGAAAAAAAUGCCACGAAUUUUGUGCCCACCCGAAAAUUGCUGUGACGUAUUAAAACAAGUAAUUACUACGAUUAUAUGUACGAAAGAGGCAAAAUGUUUUCUCAUAUAUGUGUAUUUUUCAUAUAAAUAUGUAAGUCGUGCUUUCCUGUAAAUAGCUAUUUCACACUUCAAUCUUCUUAUAUCUACACCCCAAUUGUCUGUCCUCACAAAGUGAUUGAAAAACUACCGUAAGAGAACAGAUAACCGAAUGAAGGAAUUAUGGUGAAAAUAUGUAGAAUAUCCUCAGGACGCUGAUACUGUCCACUUUAUUCUAGUUUCAAAAACACGAUGGACAGUAUUAAAAUCGUUGAGACUAUUAAUUAUAUACAUUCGACGGAAUGUUCACCGAUUCCACGUUCAAAUUGUUGUUUUUAAAUGGAAUUCUAAACGAUAAAUGCGUGAUUGUACGUUGUUUCAAAUAA